CUCAGAUUGAGCCUGCCAUGGCGGACAAGCUCGAGACUGUGAACGAGCGCAACUGCGGUGCCAAGACCAUGCACGUGCGAGUGCUGGACCCGAUGGUGCGCAAAACCAAGAAGGACUGCGAGGUCUUCACCUGCAAGCUGAUCAGCGAGAGUGGCCUCUAUUGCACAGCCGAACAUAUGAUCUUCGGGGGCUCGCCGGCGGCGCGCACGAGAGUCAGCAAAGCAUUGACGACCAAGUGGACCGCGAAAUCCGCGUGGUCUCUCUCCAAGCUGAAGCUUGUGCGCAAGAAAGAGGCCAACAAGCUGCCGGACGAGCUGGAGCCCCCCGUGGGAGUCCAGGAUGUCCUCGACCUCUCGCAGGACCGGGCGAUCGACCUCCACGGGUUCGUCUCGGAUGUUUCUCCCGAAGCCCAAUUCAAAGGCAAGAACUUGGUGGAGGCCACGGUCUGCAACGAGGCCGGAAGCAGCAUCACCUUAAAAUUUUGGGAGGAGAACGUCCCCCGCGCAGAGCAGCUGCAGAAGAAAGAGCCCAUCUACAUCUACGGAGCGUACUUGGUCCACCCCGACAGCGGCGGCGUGUGCCUGUCAGUCCGGGAGUCCACGUCCUUCGCCGCGCCUACAGGCACGCGCCCCAAGAUAGCGGCCAUGCUCGCCGGCGGCGUUCGCGACCUCGCCAGCGACCAGAUCCAAAGCCUGACCGUCUAUGAGGCCAAGGACUACAAGGUCGGGCCCGCCACCAGCUCCAACGCGGCCGUCCUGGACGCGCUCCUUCAGAGCAAGACGACGCCCCCGGACACCCUGUUCGAGAUCCCGGCAGCGUCAUUCCCCCUCAGCGACACGGAGACGCUCUUGACAAAAGAUGGGGCCCGCGUCUGGGCAUCCGUGCGCAUGGUCGACCUCGCUGGGUCCGUGGAGGCCAAGGUGACGGAGAAGGUCGCCCUCGCGCUGACUGGCUGCACGGACAAGGCGGAAUUCCAGGCCGACGUUGAACAGGGGUCCGUGACGUGGGCCCGGGCGCGCGUUCGGGCCACGCUGCGCGCCCCGAAGAGCGUUGAUGGCGACAAGACGAGCACGGACCCCCACCUGAUCAUCGCGCGCGCGGACCCCCGGAACUUCGACGCCGUCGUCCCGCUGCCCGCCCCGCACAGCGACAGCCGCGUCGUUCCCACGAACGCCCGCAGCAUUUCCUUGAGCACCACCGGGAAGCUGACCAUCACCAUCGGCUCCGCGCGCUUCCUCGCGAGCGGCGCGCUCCUCCUGGUAGAGGCCACGAAAGACCCCGAGACCGUGCCGCGCGAGGGCGGCUUCGCGAUCACCAACUACAUCGUGGACGCGGCGGAGAGCGACUCCGACCAGAAAGCCGUCUUCCACGCCGUGACUGCCUGCGCGACGAAACGCUUGGGCCGCUACGCGCUCACGAAGAAAGACCAGGCGCUCAUCGUGGUCACCCACUUCGACGCCGCGACGUCCGAGUUUACCGUGAGCGACAUGUGGAAGUUGCCGCCCAGCAUCACGCCCGACGCGUUCAGGGCCGAAAUUGCUGCUGCAGGUGAGACUCUGACCAGUCGCCUCACGCGCGCCAAGCGCAAGGCCGACCCCAAGGCCGAGGACAACUUCGACGAGUUCCUCGGGCCCGCGGUCAAGCGCAUCCACGAGGCGUUCGGCGACCCGGCCGCGCCCGCGGAGGCGACCUCCAGCGCAGCUUUCCUGCGCGCGCGCGUGGC
Prorocentrum cordatum is the source of this 1723-nucleotide messenger RNA. Lineage: Eukaryota; Dinophyceae; Prorocentrales; Prorocentraceae. The record is from the annotation of a GenBank genome assembly.